This is a messenger RNA of Salvia miltiorrhiza (redroot sage), 1958 nucleotides long. RefSeq lists its product as uncharacterized. Lineage: Eukaryota; Viridiplantae; Streptophyta; Magnoliopsida; Lamiales; Lamiaceae. The record is from RefSeq and is a predicted model, not a curated record. Gene Ontology annotation, biological process: proteolysis. The transcript has 7 exons. Gene Ontology annotation, molecular function: cysteine-type peptidase activity. Bases 945 to 1694 code for a protein of 249 amino acids.
UCAAAAUUUAGGGUUUGCGCCUCCAUUCUUCAUACCCACCCAGGCCACAUAUCCACAACUCUCAGCCACCGACCCGGCACCGGUUACCUCGACUCGCUGCACCACCAGCUCCACUACGACACGGCGCUGCCUCAGCCACCACCACAUCCGUCUCACAUCUGCAUUUGCCCGCCUCAGCUAUCACCAGCACUGUCUCUCCCUAAAGCUUAAGAUUAGUUCAUUUUGCUGAAUCUCAGGCACUUGAAUAUCUCUGUUGACAGCAGCCCCACCGUUCGGCCACUCCGCAGUAGCAGCAGUUUCCAACGCUCAACUAACCAACAACAGGUCUAUCAAAAUAAUCCAACAUUAGACAAAGAAAACAAAUUAUGGUGUUGGAAAUUCUUCAAUGCAAAUCUAGUUAGUUUAGAUUUACGAUUAAACAUUGUACACUGGGCAAACCGCUAGAGAAUUUGGAGUGGAUUGACACGCGGCCACCAACUCCGGUUACUCUACUUGCUCCAGCUAUAAACAAGGUUCCACACCCAAAUACGUCGUCGUUUUGCUACAUCACUUAGAUGUUGUGCCUUCUUUUCUCAUUUCCCCCCUGUUGUUGUGGAUUUUUUUGACAGAGAAGUAAUUUCGCGGUUCAAGCAUGUAAAAUAUAUUGGACUUCACGCUGAUGUAGCAGCUCGAAUACUUUCUUUCUAUUACUGUUUUAAUUUCGCGUGUCAAAAUGCUGAAUUUAGCUGUUUUUAAUUUUGUUCGGUGCUUGAAAUAUGAAGUUCGAGUGAAUCUGCCACCAAGUACAAUUUCUCUUUGUUUCUUUUACCAACAGAUCUAUAUGAGAAUAUGAAGUUUCCCAAAAGCAUGAAACAACUAAGAAGAUGCGUGUUUGCUAACUGCAUUGUUGGCAUGGGCGGCAUUGGAAAAAUACGACUAUCAUCAGGCGAAAUGUUGGGUUGCCCAUGGCUGUUACGUCUUUUUUCUUCAAGCAUAUUGCGGAUCCGAAAAAGCAAAUGGAGAACAUACACCUUGAUGCAUACUUGACAGUACUCUACACAUCGUCGGAAAUGGCUGGACUGAGAAGUUUCAAAAGAAGAGUGACAAUAACUUCUACAAGCUUCAUGGCAACUAUCUUCCGAAUGUGGAUGAAGUACAACCGUGAGGAAGACACGCCCGAGUCAAGCACACAGAACGAACUUCAAAUUGCAAACGAGGACUUGUUCGAGAUGUCUCAAUUCAUCAUUGGGGAGGAACCAUCAUGGGGCCAUGUUAAGCCAUGGCAUGAUUAUGACAAGGUUAUUGCAAUAGCAAAUAUCCUCAACCAUUGGAUAACACUUUGCAUUAACCUCAAGGAAACAUGUGUCAUUGUGUAUGGCUCACAACAACAUGUAUGGAACAAACAAGAUUAUGAAAUCAGCAAGCAAAACAAGGUCCUGUUGGCAAGGUUGCUCCCACAUGUCCUCGAGUAUGCAGGUUUCUUUGACGCCAGAAAAUACGUAACAAAAUCUCUGAAUCAGUGGAAGAUUGAUCAUCCAGAAGAGGUCAAUAUCUACGAGCUAACUGAUGACGUCAACUGCGGACCAUUUGCACUGAAGUUCGCUGAAGUAAUAUUGACUGGAAAGUGGGAACAUGGAUUUGACACAAAGAGCUUGAAGAAGUACAUGCAUGACAUGGCAAUGAAUGUCUAUGGUUUCAGCACCAACUUUGAUUGAUUUUUGAAUUUGCAGGUUUUAAAUGGAGUUUUAAUGGGUGGUGAAUGGGGUUGGGAAUUUGGAGAUUUAACUGGAGUUUUAAGGGUGGUGAAUACUCUCAACUGUUGUGAAUUGUUUUUAUUUGGUUUGCUUGACUGAUAUGAACUACUGGUAGGUAAGUAAUUAGGUACUUGAAUGGUUAGGAAUUUGAAUGCUUGGGUAUGCUUUUGAAACUACUUAUGUAAUAUCCAGGUGUUGCUAAAAAUAUAUGAUGCUUUUGAUAAA